CCCCCCCCCCUCUUUUCUCUCUCUCCCCGUCUCUAUCCCUCUCCCUGGUCGUCUUCCUCCUUGUUUGUUUGUUCCCAUGAGUUAUAAUAUGAUGACUUUGGCUAUAUGACGCCAUGGCCAAGAAGUGACCAAAAGGCCAGACGAGUCCAUGGUUGACGAUAACAAAUGGCGACAGGGCUUUGAAGAUACUGUUGAGGUUAAGGGGCUUCUUUUCAUUAUAUAUAUAAAGAAUUUGUUUUAAUCCUUUUGUGUUAAUGUACAACAACCGAAACCAAGAACCGCUAGCAGCUUGCUCCUCCUCUUGUCGUACCUAGCUGCUAAUUCAACAAGCAGCAGCCAUCUCGAUCCUCUAGCUACCGCUCUCUCUGUCUCCGUCUCUGCCUCUGUGCGACAGAGAGAGUCGCACAGACAGUCAACAUGUGCGUUGCUGCGGGCACUGAGGGUAGUGUCAACCACACAGUCGACUCCUCAAAGGACGCUGCGCAGACUGAACAACCCACCGAAGAUACAUUCUUCCACCGUUCUGCCAAUUAUCUCCCAGUCACCGAGGCUGUAGAAGAGCUGCAAAUGCUUGGCAAGAUUGCAUGUCCGGUGCUGAUGACAACCUUUCUGAUUUACUCCAAAUCCAUAAUUUCCAUGCUCUUCCUCGGGCGUCUGGGCAAGACGGAGCUCGCUGGCGGCGCUCUGGCUAUUGGAUUUGCAAACGUGACGGGCUUCUCAGUCAUGAAGGGCCUCGCCGUGGCCAUGGACCCGAUUUGCUCCCAAGCCUUUGGAGCCAAGCGAUGGUCCCUUCUCAGCCAGACUUACCUCAAGACUUUCCUCCUCCUCCUCCUCGCCUCUCUCCCCAUCUCCAUCCUAUGGCUUCACGUCGAGAAUGUCUUCAUCUGGCUUGGCCAAGACCCCGUCAUCACCAAAGUCGCCAAGCUUUAUCUCAUCUUCUCUCUUCCCGAACUAGUAGCCCACGCUCACCUUCUCCCGCUGCGCUCCUUUCUGAGGACCCAGACCCUCAACUCCCCGGCCACUAUCGUAGCCACUUGCGCCACAACCCUGCACCUCCCCAUCAACUAUCUUCUCGUCAAGCACUUGAAUUUAGGGGUGAAAGGCAUCGCCUUGAGCUCCGUUUGUUAUUCAAUCAACAUGAACAUCGGCCUGUUGAUCUACAUUGCAUUUUCCAAAGUGGCCUUAAAGCCGUGGCUUGGCACGACGCUGGUCUCGACCGUUCAAGGCUGGUGGCCGCUGCUCAGCCUGGCCCUGCCCAGCGUUUGUUCCGUGUGCUUGGAGUGGUGGUGGUACGAGAUCAUUCUCUUUUUAGGCGGCCUCCUAACCAAUCCCCAGUCGGCUGUCGCAGCAAUGGGUAUUCUGAUCCAGACCACGGGAGCUAUAUACAUAAUCCCGUAUUCUCUGAACCUAGCCAUAUCGCAAAGGGUCGGCCACGAGCUGGGGGCCAGCCAAGAACGUCGAGCACAGAGGGCAGCGAUCGUGGGGAUAGUGGUGGCGCUUGGGUAUGGAGUCACGGCGCUUGGUCUGUCUCUUGCUUUGAGAGGCGUGUGGGGGAAGAUCUACACCAAUGACUUGCAGACGCUGGCAUUGAUAUCGGCGGCUCUGCCGAUUCUAGGGCUGGCGGAAGUUGGGAAUGCGCCUCAGACGGCGGCGUGUGGAGUUCUAAUAGGAUCGGCUCAGCCGAAGGUGGGGGUCAGAGUAAACCUGGCGGCGUUUUACUUGAUCGGGCUGCCGGUGGCGGCGUUGUUGGGGUUCAGUUUAAAGAUGGGGUUCAAUGGGCUGUGGGCAGGGCUAGUGGCGGCGCAGUACUCGUGCGUGGGGAUGAUGUUGUACACAUUGUAUCAAAUGGAUUGGAGAUACCAGGCGAAGAGGGCGGAGCAGCUGACUAUGGCCGCUGAGGAGGAGAAGGAUGCCAAGGUCGACUUGGUGGCGGUGGCGGCCUGAUCUUUAAUUUCAACACAAUAGUCAUGUAAAUCAUCACACCAUUUUUUGGUCAAGAAAUUUGCAGAAUAGAGAGAGUAGCAUCGCCGCCAUCCAUCCCUGUUCUGUUAGUUGGAUACGCUUGCUUAAUUAUUAAAUUUUGAUUUUGAGCAGCGGGCGCGGUAGUUAUUAUUAUUAUUAUUUUAAAAAAAUUAUCAAAUUAAUUAUUUAAUU
Molecule: messenger RNA, 2154 nt
Organism: Diospyros lotus (date-plum)
Lineage: Eukaryota; Viridiplantae; Streptophyta; Magnoliopsida; Ericales; Ebenaceae
Product: protein DETOXIFICATION 53-like
Exons: 2
Coding region: 418-1944 (508 amino acids)
Biological process (GO): xenobiotic detoxification by transmembrane export across the plasma membrane
Cellular component (GO): membrane
Molecular function (GO): xenobiotic transmembrane transporter activity; antiporter activity
Source: RefSeq, a predicted model, not a curated record